AUGAGGCCUAAUUUAGUGUCCAUAGAAGACCAAAGGAAAUUCAGUAAGAAAUAGCUAGAAAAACUCCAGAAAAAAGCCCAAACGGACAUAAAAAAACUGGCAGACGGGUACCAAGAUCCAGAGCAGCGCAUUAAAGUGCUAGGAGAAAGGUUAUUAAAAGAAAUCCAAGAAGCUGGAAAGUGGGAAAUCGAAUUGUUGGCCUCAAGGGAAAACUUGGAGAUAGAAACUGAAGAAAAUGAGAGGAUUAAAAAUGAUUUGCAAAAAGAAAAACAGCUGAGAAAAAAACUUGAGAAUUUCUGCCAUGAAUUGCAAGCGCAAAAUAGGCAAAUUAUAGAUGAAAGCAGAAAAAUCGCAGAAGAAGAAAAACAGAAAAGAAUAUCCCUCAGUCAGAAUUUCCAAAUUUCCAUAACUGAGAUUUCGCAGAAAUUGGAACAAAAUAACCAAGAAAGAGUUCAAUUGCUCCAAUAUCAUGAGCUAUUAAGAGAAAAACUUAAAGAAUUGAUUGAACAUGUAGAAAAGCAAGAUGAAAAAUUCAAAGGGGAAUUAGAAACAAAAACCAAAAUGCUUGAGGAAUAUAAAUCACAAUUGGAAGCCCCGCCAACUGAGGAGGAAAAUGAAAUGAGAAAGCAAUUAGAAGAGUAUAAAGUGGCCUUAAUAAAAAUAUCUAAAGUAAAGUAACAGAAUAUUUUUAAAUUUUUUUAUUUUAAAAAUGCAUAUUUAAUAGGAAAAAAAAAUUUAUUAUCGCCCUUUGAGCGUUUUUCUAAUAGUCCAGUAUAAAGCUAGGUUUGAGGAAUUUCAGGAGAGCUUAGUUAAUAGCAAUGAACAGUUCGGAAACUUUAAAAAAGAUAUGGACGGUAAAGCAAAACAAUUAAGGCAAAUACAAAAAGACAGCCAAGAAGUGAAAAAAAGGUUGAUAGAGUCUGAGGAAACUUUCCAAAGCAUGCAAAGAGAAGUGCAAGAGCAUGAAAAGGCUAAGGCUGCUAUGUUGAAGGAUAUAACAAAGUUAGAAACUUUGAAAUCUACUCUGGAAAGCGGGGCAUAA
Blepharisma stoltei is the source of this 1042-nucleotide messenger RNA. NCBI's taxonomy places the organism in Eukaryota, Ciliophora, Heterotrichea, Heterotrichida, Blepharismidae. The record is from the annotation of a GenBank genome assembly.